GUUUCCAUGGCAAAGGGAAUAAACUUGCCGGGAGAAGAGGAGACGGGGGGGCCGUAGAGGGGGGCGCGGCUCCGGAGCACAGGAGGCCAGCCUUGUCUGCAGAAGGAUAUCAGGGUGGUCUGCAAUCUUGCAUUCCUGAUGGCAUUUGCACCUCCCAAAACCAUGGAUGGCCCCAAACUGCAAACCAAGAUGAGCACAUGGACUCCUCUGAACCAUCAGCUUAUGAAUGACAAGGAGCCUUUCUUACUGGCUGCCAAAACAACAUGUUUGGAGUUUGCAAUGAUGAAUAAUAUUUUCCUAGUUAUGGUAUUUGAAGAAAGAAGAGCUUUGCUUGGAAAAUGGUUUGACAAGUGGACAGAUGGUCAGAGGCGAAGGAUCCUAAUAGAUUUGUUGGAACGCUGCUCCCUGGCGCAGCAGAAAUUCUGUUCUAAGCAGUUGCAGGACCGAGUUCCAGUUGUAGCCCUGGAUUUCACCACAAAGCUUCCCAGAGUGUUGUCUUUAUACAUCUUUUCUUUCCUAGACCCCAGGAGUCUCUGUCGAUGUGCACAGGUGAGCUGGCACUGGAAGUACUUGACAGAGCUAGAUCAGCUCUGGAUGCUUAAGUGCCUGCGUUUUGGCUGGUACAUCAACUUCUCUCCGACCCCCUUUGAGCAGGGAAUCUGGAAGAAACACUACAUUGAGAUGGUGAAGGAGCUUCAUGUAACCAGGCCCAAGACCCUUCCAAAAGAUGAAUUCGUGGUCAUUGAUGUCCAGCCAAUAGCAAGAGACGUCCCAGAGACAAAACUAUCCCCUUCCUUGGUUUUCCAAUCAGCAUCUGUGCUAGGAAAGAGGACAGAGAAGGAGAAAAAAGAGCUCCCACCAUGGCGGUCUUCGGAUAAACAUCCCACGGACAUUGUCCGAUUCAACUACCUAGACAACUACGAUCCCAUCGAGCAAGUGAGGCAGGCUAGAAAGAAAGGAGGAGGACUAACCCCAGACCUCAGCCGGCAAGCAUUUGAGAAAAAAAGGAAAUCGAGCUGUGCAUCUUAUAAGCUUCGGAAAGCAAAAUCACUGCACUCCGAGGCUGAAUCACCAAAAACACAGGAGUGCAAAAACAAGCUGUCCUUAUCUGCAGACCUUGGCUCUAGCCCAAAAGGACCAGUUCGCCCAAGCUGGGCUACUCACCAGUCAACAGGGUACCCUGUUACCAAAGCAACAGCUAAGAUCCUAGCUCAAAGUGCCCAGUGGAAUGCUGGGAUACGGCCAGCCCCUGUUCGACCUCCAGUACCAAAGCUGAGUGAAAGAGGGAAGAAGGCCUUUGCAAGGAUGAGCAGAAGUUCUCCAUGUUACAUCCCCACUGUUUGAAGCUCAGCCCUGGCAAAUUCCUCCAUCGGACCAUGGAUCUGACGCAGAGUAAGGAAGUGAAGGUUCAGUGCAAUUCAUCUCAGCCAAACCAGCUCAUCUGCCCAGCUUUCAGAAGAUGCCGAUCACAUCCCUGAUUUACUGUGAAGAACGGAUGUUACUGACAUUUAAGAAUCAUGCUCAAAGUCUCAAGGAUCCAGCUCCAUUUUUUUAUAUCACUUGUCACAAUAAGAGACUUCCUCCCCACCCUCAUUGAACUCACGAUACAAUGGCUAUAAAGUCACUGUACAAUGCGGAGAAACAGGCAUGCAGACCCUGAGGGAGAUUUACUAGUAUAGCUCUGGGCUGACUGCAUUGCAGCCAUUUUACACUGAAGGGUUUCUGGGGGAGGAGCUAUCUUUUACUGUGUAUACAGCACAUAGCAGAGUCGGCCCUCACUAUGGCUAGGAUCUCCAGGUGCUGCCAUAAUACAAAUAAGUCAUGCAAAACUAGGGUGAGAUCAGAAUUUGAAUCAGUAUCUUGUUUGCUAUCUUGCCUUUUUUCAGUAUGUUUUCUUGUCUCUGCUGCUUUGGAUGCUGACGCCUCAUUCUACUUUCACUCAGUGUGUGUCUUCACUGCAGAGUUAACUUGGGCAAUUGGCACCCGGGUUAGUCUAAUCCAGGUGCAAGCUGCCACACUGCAAAGCCUUACUGUCUUACUGUGUCCUCACUGGUGCUGAACUCCCAUGUGUGUGUCAUUAGGACUUUGGGGGCAUAUCCCGUGGUCCUGUGUGCUGCAGUGUGC
Molecule: messenger RNA, 2124 nt
Organism: Chelonoidis abingdonii (Abingdon island giant tortoise)
Lineage: Eukaryota; Metazoa; Chordata; Testudines; Testudinidae
Source: RefSeq, a predicted model, not a curated record